Spodoptera litura is the source of this 2964-nucleotide messenger RNA. NCBI's taxonomy places the organism in Eukaryota, Metazoa, Arthropoda, Insecta, Lepidoptera, Noctuidae. The record is from RefSeq and is a predicted model, not a curated record.
GAUUCUCUUAUGGAUACCCAUGCUGUUACUGACACAUACCCAGCGGAGCACCAUAAGGACUAGUAGCAGCUGAAUUUGGAACAAUAUAUGGCUGUAAUUCCUCUCAGGACUACCCGACUUUAUCUAAACAUGAAACCAAAAAAUAAAGCUAAGAGCUCCAGAAUAAUAUCCAAAGAUAUACGCCGGCGUAAGACAUACAACUCGGAAAACUUAAAUAAGGCCCUUCAAGCUGUCAAAGAAGGAAUGAGCAAGAAAUUGGCAGCAAAGACUUAUCAAGUCCCACGGGCUACUUUGCAAUAUAGGAUUAAGAAUCCUGAGCACCAGUCACGUCCAGGCCCUCCUACUAUUCUGACGGAAAAGGAAGAAAAAGAUCUCGAAGAUUGGAUUUUGUUUAGUUGUAGAAAAGGUUUUCCAAAACGCAAACAUGAUUUAAUUAGCAGUGUAUCGAACUUUCUGAAUAAUAGUAACAGGGGCAGCGUUUUUAAGAACGGCGAAAAGUGGUAUAAAUUAUUUCUUCAACGACACCCAAACAUUUCUGUACGCACACCUGAGGCAGUCACAGCAGCUAGUGCUGCUGUGUCAGAAAAUGAUGUGAGAGGCUGGUUCAGUCAAAUUGAAGAUUAUCUUAAAGAAAACGAUUUAUUUGAUAUACUCGAAGAUUCUUCCAGAGUAUUUAAUGGCGAUGAGACCAACUUCCUUCUUUGCCCUAAAACGGGUAUUGUAUUGGCUCCUAAAGGCGAAAAAAAUGUCUAUGAGAUAGACAAUGCGCUCGCCAAAACUUCCUUGACUGUAAUGUUCACAUUUUGUGCUCACGGAGAUCUCACACCUCCAAUGGUUAUAUUUCCGAAUAAGCGUUUAUCAGCCGACAUUACGUCCAAGGUUCCAUCAAAUUGGGGUAUAGGGCUUAGCGACAACGGGUGGAUGAAAGCCGAAGUCUUUCACGAUUACAUCGAGAGUGUAUUACACCCUCACUUAAUCAAAAAAGGCACUAAAUUCCCCAUAAUAUUGUUUGUUGAUGGUCAUAAGACUCACUUAACAUUUGCUGUUAGUGAGUUAUGCAAGAAAUUGGAAAUUGUCCUGAUUGCAUUGUACCCCAACUGUACCAGAUUACUGCAGCCAGCUGAUGUGUCAGCCUUCAAACCCUUGAAAUCUGGUUGGCAGAAAACUGUUUUGGAGUGGAGACGGAAUAAUCCUUCAGUAGCUCUCACUAAGAACAAUUUCGUACCCCUUCUAGACAAAACUAUCAAAAACACGAUCUCGGCAUCAACAGUUAUUAAUGGAUUUAGAGCUACAGGUAUUUGCCCAUGGAAUGUGAAUGCUGUGGACUAUACAAAAUGUCUUCGGAAAGCAAAUAUUCCACUAACAGAAACUUUUAAUAAAAAAAUUAAUGAAAAUCCAAAAGUGAUGACCAAAGAAGACUUCAGAAAUAUUAUAGGAGCAAGCAAAAUGAGUCAAAUUGAAGGUGGUGCACUUAAACCAGAAGAAAGCUAUUUGCAAAAACUGUGGAACUUUUUCACAGAAGUGCAAAAAGAUAGUACACAUUUAAACAAAGACAAUACUUCCAAUGAACAAGAUGUGGAUAUUACAUUAGAUACAAUGGAUAUUGAAAACAUGCCCGUUAUUUUAAACGAAUACUUGACAGAAGAGCUUUCUGAUUGCGCACCUACACCUACGUCAGAAAUUAUUGUAACAGCAGAAGACUUCAAUAAUGGCAAUGAUGAUCGUUCAUGGGGCAAUUCACAAGAAGUUUUACAUGUAACUCAUAAAGCAGAAGUGCAUGAAGCUACGACUCGAAAUACGAAAAUUUCAAUUCUGUCCCAACAAAUUGAACACCCCACGAAAACAGACGCACAACAACAAAAUUCCGAGUUUGAAAAAAUAGAAACAUAUAUUGAUCCAGCACCUGUGAAGAUUCAAAAACCUUCUACUGUCAUGUUAAACCUUACUCCCAUUAAAUUAACCGAUGUCCUUGUAUUGCCAAAAUCACCACAACGAAAAGGCGUUAGAAACAUAAAGAGAGCUCCUUUUGUACUGACGUCUGAAAAAUGGAGAUCUAUUGAAAGCGAAAAACUCCGCAUAAAACAGGAAAAAGAAGAAGGUAUAAAAAAAAGAAAAGAAGAAAGAGAAAAAAAGAAAUUAGAAUCAAAAACUAAGCAGACGAAACAAAAAGUAACAGCAGCUAAGAUGAAGAUUGCGAAGGAACAUAAAAGAGUAAAUGCAGAUGUUAAGAAAAUUGUGCCACCUGAAAAGUUGGACACCGCAGAUAUUUCAUGGAUACCACCUGCAAAUGUAGACUGUACACCGAUUGAAAAUCAAGAGGAUAAGGAAAAUUACAUCGACAAUGCCUGUUUAGUUCCUGAAAAUAACAAUAAUAAACAAAUCAAGAUUGUAUACACUGAUGCUGAAAUAGAGAAGUUUUUGACUGAAUUUGAUUCCUCUGAUGUUUAAGUUGUUGUGUAGUUAAGAGUUUCAUUUAUUGUGUAGUUAUAAGUGAUAACUUUAUAAUUGUUUUUCUUUUUCUAAAUGUUUACUGAACAUUGAUUUCAUAAAGUACCUAGGUAUGACCCAAAUUAUUGAUAUGGCGGUUACAUUGAUUGUUUUGUUUUUAUGUUUAUGUGACUAAGUAUAGCUGCAUAAAUAAAAGUGAUUAUAAGCUAGGCUUUUUUAACUUCAUCCUUUUCCUUUUUAGAUAUUUUUCCUUUAUAUACUGAUUUAUCUGAAAUGCCAAUAAAUGGUAAAGGCCCAUGCAGAUAAUUGGCCAAAGUAUGCCAGUAAUUGGGAAAAACGUUUUAUUUAGCAUAAAUUAAAAAAUAAAAUAAAAGCGAUGAUAUUAAUUGAGGUUUUAUUUAUUUAAAACGAAAAAUAACUUUCAAGUUGUAAUUUUGAAAAAAAUGUUAUAUUGGCAACCCUCCAUAAAGUUAUUUUUCACGAUUUAAGUGAAAGGUGAUGCUUAAAGUGCCAAUA